AUGGACCUUGAAAACUGCAAUUGUGUUAUCUCAAGAAACAACUGCAUUUGGUCAAGUUAUGAGAGAAUUGGUCAUGACCCUAUUGUAUGUGUGAAUGAAUUUAUGAGCAAAACCAAGAUAGCAAGGUUGAAAACACUGUGGAGGAAGAUCAAGAGAGAAAACAAGAGGAGAAUACUUAGAUCAUCUUCACCUGUGUUUCUAUAUGAUCCUGCCUCUUACUUACAGAAUUUUGAUGAUGGCUAUUCCACUGGAGAUGAUUUUUCAAGGUCUUUCACAGCUCGAUUUGCAACGCCGUCCUCCAAUGUUUUUAAGAAGAAUGAUGAAGAAAUAAUGGAGACAAACGAUGAGAUCCAGCUAGCAACAUAA
Vicia faba (fava bean) is the source of this 366-nucleotide messenger RNA. The record is from the annotation of a GenBank genome assembly. Lineage: Eukaryota; Viridiplantae; Streptophyta; Magnoliopsida; Fabales; Fabaceae.